AUGGGGCAGGAAAAUAGAACAAGCAUUUCUGAAUUUAUCCUCUUGGGACUUUCUGAACAGCCAGAUCAGCAGAGACUGCUAUUUGGGCUAUUCCUCACCAUGUACCUGAUCACUGUGGUGGGGAACCUACUAAUCAUACUAGCCAUUGGCUCUGACUCCCACCUCCAAAGCCCCAUGUAUUUCUUCUUAGCCAAUCUGUCCUUUGCAGACAUCUGUUUCACAUCAGCUUCCAUUCCCAAGAUGCUGGUGAACAUUGAGACUCAGCAUCAGACCAUCUCCUAUGUUGGGUGCAUCACCCAGCUAUAUUUCCUUCUUGCUUUGGGGGGUUUGGACAAUCUCCUCCUAGCUGCAAUGGCCUAUGACCGCUAUGUGGCCAUCUGCCGCCCCCUUCACUAUGCCACAACCAUGAGCCCCCAGAACUGUGUGCUAAUAAUGAGUAUGUGUUGGGCUUUGACCAAUAUCCCUGCCCUGACACAUAGCAUUCUGCUAGCCCAUCUGUUCUUCUGCACCCAACAUGCCAUCCCUCAUUUCUACUGUGAUAUAAGUGCCUUGCUAAAAUUGGCAUGCUCAGAUACCCACUUAAAUGAAUUGAUGGUAAUCAUCUUGGGAGCAAUAUUUCUCACUGUUCCUCUUGCUCUCAUUAUCCUUUCCUAUGCCUGCAUCACCUCUGCUGUCCUUGGUUUCUCCUCUCCUGAAGGAAGAUGGAAAGCUUUUUCCACCUGUGGGUCCCAUCUAACUGUAGUCUUACUCUUCUAUGGUUCUCUUAUGGGUGUGUAUUUAUUUCCUUCAUCAAGUGACUCUGUUCGAAGGGAUAGUGCAACUUCUGUCCUCUACAUUGUGGUGACCCCCAUGUUGAAUCCAUUCAUCUACAGCCUGAGAAAUAGAGACAUGAAAGGGGCUCUAAGGAGGCUUCUUGGGAAAAGUCACUUAAUCCCCCUUGCCAUGCUCUUACCAUUCUUCUCCCUUGGAACCAAUGCACAGUGUUGAUUCUAAGGCAGAAGGUAAGGGUUUAAAAAAUUUUUAAUAUGCAUAAAAAAUGACAAAACAUUCAGAGAAACCCAGGAAGACUUUAUGAACUGACAAAGAGUCAAUUGAAAAGAAAUGAGAAAAGAGUUUACAUGAUGACCAUGGUAGUGUAAAAGAGAUUAAUUCUGAAAUAUUUCACUAAUUUGAUCAAUGUAAUGAUAAGUCAUAAUUUCAGAAAACCAAUAAUAUUUCCUACUUCUUGGCAGAGAAGAGGAAAAAACAGAGGUAAAAUGAGAUAUAGUCAAAAUGUUGAUUAGUUUUGCUUGACUAUAUUUGUAUGUUACAAAAGAGUAAUUUUUGUUUGGGAAAGGAGUACAAUUGGUGAGUUGAGAUACUAAUGCAAAAAACAAAAAAGAAACAAAGAAAGGAGAGAGAAGGAAAGGAAAGAAAGAAAAGAAAAAAGAAAAGAAAAGAUUUAUUAAGCACAUAUUCUGUAUAAAGCACUGUGAUAAAUUAGUGGAAUACAAAUCACAAACCAAAAAAAAAAAGGAAAAAGAGAAUCAUAAUCACAACCUGAAGACAUGGCAGAAUCAAAUGAAGACUUUUUAAGCUUGAGAGAAGUCUGAGUGUACUUGUAGGUAUCUGCGAAAGGACCAAUGUAAGAAGUAGUUGUGUGGUGCACUCAAGUAUGUAGCAGGGGUCUUGCCCCAAGAAUGGAAGGCUCAAACUCCAUUCAGUCCAGAAGUAAGAAAAUAAUUAUAUUUGAAGAAGAAGAGGUUUGUGGAGUGUGGAAAGGAAAUAAGACUGACAGU
Molecule: messenger RNA, 1778 nt
Organism: Monodelphis domestica (gray short-tailed opossum)
Lineage: Eukaryota; Metazoa; Chordata; Mammalia; Didelphimorphia; Didelphidae
Product: olfactory receptor 1N2
Biological process (GO): G protein-coupled receptor signaling pathway
Cellular component (GO): membrane
Molecular function (GO): G protein-coupled receptor activity; olfactory receptor activity
Source: RefSeq, a predicted model, not a curated record